This is a messenger RNA of Durusdinium trenchii, 5784 nucleotides long. The record is from the annotation of a GenBank genome assembly. Lineage: Eukaryota; Dinophyceae; Suessiales; Symbiodiniaceae.
AUGUCAUCAGGGCCACCGAUGAGCUAUGUGAAAUGGCGUCGCACCAUUGAUGCAAACGCCAAUGAACUGAUCUUUGAAGGUGUCAUCGACCCUGAUGAAGAAGAAGAGAACAAGCUCCAUUUUGGAGAACCAAGAAACAUCAUCACUGAGUUUUGGUUUACUCCACCACCUGAGGCAAACCACUACUACUACGGCUAUGACGAGACCAUUCGUGAAAUUGAGCCAGGAUGGGACGGUUCAGAUGAAAAUUACCUGCCUCCCACCAAGCGCUACUACCAGGUCUACGUCGAGCAACUUGCCUCCAGUGUUGAUGACCUGCUGAGCCGCCUGUCAGAUUCAGACACCGAUGUUGAUGACUACAAGACUGGCAAAAGGCUCACAAGGCAGGAGAAGAAGCAGAUUGAAAAAGAGUUGAGUUUUCACGACAUUUUGUCGCAAUCAGAAGAGUACAUUCAGAAGUUCAUUGAAUCGGCACAGAAAGAGGAAACCAGCUUUCUGGAGUGGAAGUCAUUGAAACCAGUUCCUCCAGAAGAGACGAAACGCAUCCUCUCCGACCCCGAGCAGAAGAAGAGAGUCAUUUCUUCAAGGGCUUGUUACAGGGACAAAAACAAAAAUGUCCCACCACUCAAAGCCAAAACCAGAAUUGUAGCAAGGGGCAAUCAAGAUCCUGACUUGAAAAGCCUAACACGGCAAGCACCAACGCCAACCCGUGUCAGCGAGAUGAUGACCUUCCUCAUCUUCCUCUCAGGAUUGCACUCCAAGGCCUUCCGGAGUGACAAGGUUUGGAAGUUGUGGGCCGGGGACGCAUCCACGGCGUUCUUGCAAGGACAGCAGGACUUGAGCGAGAGGGCAGGCAAGCUUUACCUCAAAGCACCACGAGAUCCCUUGCUGAUCAGAGCUGGUGUUUUCAAAAGCGAGCUGUAUGAGAUACUGGGAAAUGUGUACGGCCUCAGCAACGCCACUUGGGCACAGGAAGUCACCAAGAGGUUGGUCAAUCUGGGAUUCAUUGUUCACAGUUUUGAUCGUAUGAUGUUUUGGUAUCCUGACCCAGACAAUGCACCAUGCCCAGCUGCAGUUCUCAUUUGCUACGUUGAUGAUUUCCUCAUCACCUUCAACACCUCCUUCCCAUUCCAACAGUUUGUUGACUCCUUCAAGUGGGGCUCGCAACAGUUUCUGGAACAAGGUUCACCGUUGGUUUUCAAGGGCAAAGAAAUUCACCUGGAACAGACUGGCGACGUCCAGACCCUCAGGAUUGUCCAAGAGACCUUCAUCACCAACCUUGAGAUGGGACAGGUUGGAAAGAAGCAGAACAAGGCUGAAGUUCUUGCCAGCCAUGUUUGGCCGGAAUUCAGGUCGAUCAGCGGUUGCCUACAGUGGCUGUCAGGCCAGACACGUUUGGAUAUUUCAUCAGCUGUUUCAUUGUCCAAUCGAGGACAGGAGACGACCUAUGCCGACCUUGACUGUUUGUACAAGACGCUGCAACAUGUUAAGGAUACAUCCAAGCUUGGCAUCCGGCUGUAUCCAGGGCCGAUUGAUGAGAGCACGGUCGUGAUGGCGUACUCCGACGCCAGUUGGGCGAACGCUCAGGGGAGCGCCAGUCAGCGUGGACAGAUUAUCACGCUGGCGCCAGCGACCGUGACAGAGAAGCCAUGCUAUGGUGGGCUCAUGUACUGGAAGAGCUCUCGCAGCAAGCGAGUAUGCAGAUCGACGUUGGCCGCAGAGGCCGUAUCAGCCGACAGUGCUGCAGAUCGCUUGGCAUACGUCCAGUAUGCGCUGGGAGAGUUGGUCUUUGGAGUUGCUGCCCACCGAGUGGGCCCUCGCCUUCGAGCUUUGUUGGCAACUGACUGCAAGUCGCUGUAUGACAGCGUUUCAAGCCCGAACCCGACAGUUGAAGACAAACGCAGUCUGGUCAACAUCCGCUCCAUCCAGGAGGUGGUAAGCCGCAACACCAUCCACUGGAUUCCGACGGCCUUGCAGAUGGCCGAUUCGUUGACUAAGGUGUCAGCCGACCUUCGCGACACCCUGUUGAGCUGGCUUCAAAAGCCGGUGAUCCACCUUCGUGAAUGUGGCAGUGGCAAAGCGUCCAAGAGCUCUGUAGGCAUUGAGUACAUUGAGCAAACAUUGAAAUCAGGGCUGGCCACUCGUCUCGUUUAUCAGAAGCGGAAGCUGAUGAGCGACUACGAAAGCAUUGUUCGACAACCGUCGGAGUCGGUCAGGGCUUUCGCAAAUCGGUAUCGACGAGCUGAACAAGCACUGCAGAGUGUCUCCGUCGACAUCCGUGGGAUGUACGACGACGAAUCUCGAGGCAACAGAUUGCUCGAGAGAAGCAGGUUGAGCCCAGAAAACCAAAGAUUGGUAUUGAUCGGUUCUGCCUACAACCUUGCCUAUGAGGUCGAAGACGACCAGCUGGAAGCCAUUGAAGAGGAAGACGAUCCUCAUGAGUCCGAAGCUGAACAUGAGGCCGAGCAAGAAGAUGAUCAAUACGAUCAGCAGGAACUGGCCGAUGAAGAGGCGCCGGAAGAGUCCUUUGCAGACAUUGCCGAGGUCCUCACGGUGACAGCAAAGAAGUUGCAGUCGCUUACAUUGGGGCGCAAGUUCAGUGGAUCCAAGUCGAUUGAAGAGCGAAAGAAGACAAGUACAUGCGCUGCUUGUGGACAGGUAGGCUUUUCAGUUCGGCAGUGGAGCACCUAUGCAGGCCCAAGAAAGCAUCCACCGUUCUCGCAGUCGCAGAUGUUGCGACCAACUCCUCCGAGAUGGUUGAAGGCAUGGCGCCAGGUCAUCCAGACCUUGCUGAGUUUGGAGUGGCUCUCACUCCAAUGGAUGUCCAAGAUGGUCAAGCUGCAAGCAGGCAGGUUCACACGAGCCUGGAUGACACUGCACGAGACCGUGGCACAGCAGGAGGUCGACAAGACCCUAGCUCGGAUGAAGCGCGAGCCACCUUCGAGCAGCUUGGGGGCGUACGCAGUUCAAGCAUCUCAAGCGGCUCAAGUCGUGAUCUACUCGGACGAGGAGGAGUACAUGGACGACAGUCAAGUGAACAGCCAGGACGAGGAGUGGAACUGGGAGGAGCAUCAACAGCCCAUCCAGACUCAGGGACCCAUCCGGCCGGGACAACAGAAAGAGCUCCUGGGAAGGAUUCGCAAAGCCGCCGAAGCAGAGUGCACCAUGUAUGAGGACAACACCAACUACAAGGACAGGCCUGAAGAACUGGCCGAGAGACGUGCUUUGGAGAGGCCUGUUGUUGAAGAAGCCAUGCAGUGGUGUCGAAUGCAGCGCCAAGCAGGACGCUACUAUCUCAUAGAGAAUCCUCAGACUAGCCGUUUGUGGGACGAGGAAAGUGUCCAAUCCAUGCUGCAAGACACCGGAGGACAGACAGUCACCUGCCAUUCAGGGGCUUAUGGAGCUAUGAACUCGAAAGGCAACCCCAUCCGUAAGACCUUUCGUUUUGCCUCCAACAACAAGGACAUUCUCACCUUCCUCCAGGACAAGCUUUCAGCAGAAGAGUUGAAGUUGCGCGCAGCGCAAUCCGACCUCAAGAAGGUUUAUGCCACCUUCACCCAGCCAGUGUUGGACCAGAAGCCAUGGCAAGACGUGAUCGCCCAAGCCAGAACUCUAUUUACCUCAUCCUCAACGAACAACAUCAUUCUUGAGGCCUCCAGCGGCCUAUACAAGAAGAUUCAAGAGCUACUGCCAUGGGAGAUCACCAGGUUGCAAGUUUGUUUGCGACCACUGGUACAACGACUGCCACAGCACGUACCUCACACACACCGAGGUCAUGUGCUCAAGUUUGUGGGAAGAGAAGACCUUUCCAUCAUGGCGGAGGACCUAGCCGACAUCCAUUUCCCACGGGGUAGAUUCGAAGCUCCAGUGGAACUGGCAAUCUUCUUCUACGGCUAUCCCAGCUUGUCUGAUGAGCAUCUUGGCAUUCCAGGAGAGGAAGCAGCCUUGCAUGACCAAGAGCCACAACAAGCAGAGCACCGCCAGAAUCCCACCAAGGAGAUCUUCCACGAUGAGAUCUUCUUCCCAAACACCCCUGGCAUCGAUCGCACCAUCAAAGCGUCAGUUGCCAGGAUGCACAAGAACAUGGGACAUUUGCCGCCCAAUGAGACGAUCAAGCUGUUUUGUUUGAACGGCAUUACCAGUGACCAGGUGAUCAAGUGCACCAAGGCUAUGACUUGUUCGGCCUGCGAACAAGCAAAGCCUCCCAAGCCGCCAAACCCAGCUUCAUCACAUCCCCAGUACUUGGGACAAUUCGCAGACAAUUUGCAAGCAGACAUCUUCUACCUCAGAGAUGCCACAUCCAGGAACCAUCCAGUCCUUGGCAUCAUAUGUGAAGCCACACAUCUUCACGCAGCAAUCAGGCUGGACUCCAGACAGCCGAUCCACCUAGCUCAGGCCUUCCGCAAUGCCUGGGUGAGAAACUUUGGAUUCCCGCUGAGACUUUCAGUGGAUGAUGAUGGCGCAUUCAAGUCCAACUUCAUGGACUACUGCGAUGAAGGAGGAGUCUUUUUGGACUUCAUCCCUCCGGAAGCUCACUUCAAGCUGGGCACCAUAGAGCGCCACAACGGCACACUUCGAAUGCUGCUGGAAAAGAUCGUUGACUCAACCCCAUGCAGCACACCAGAGGACCUAGACAAUGCAAUCGUCUCGGCCCUAUACUCCAAGAACUCAGCAACCUGGACUUCAGGUCGCCCUCCAUUCAUCGCUGCCUUCGGAAAGAUCCCAAGGGUAGGACUUGACUUCAUCAACGACCCAAGAGCUUUGAUUGCAGGUUCUUCGAGGUCUGAAGCACAGCAACAGGCCGCAAUGAUGAGAUGUGAGGCCUACAAGGCCCUGGCCGAAGCAUCCUCCACCCUCAGACGCGCACUGCUGAGGAAGACCAAUCAGCAGCCUGCUGAACCACCAGAACCUGGGUCGCUCUUGGCCUACUGGAGAUGGACGGUCAGAAGCCACAGAAAACGAGGUGGCUACCGAAUUGCAAGAUACUUGGGCAAAGAUCCAGACAACAGCAGUUACUGGAUUCAGUCCGGGAGCCACACCAUCAAAGUGGCACCAAAUCAAGUGCGCAAUGUUUUUGGGUAUGAGGAGUAUGUUCCAACCCGUGAAGAUGUCAAAGCGCUCAAAGCUGCAGAAGACAACAUCCGCAGCGACCUUUGGCAGGAUCAUCGACUACCUCCAGAGGCAGAGCCACCAUUGCCCGAUGAGGAGCCCGAGAUCCCGCCAGAAGAUGCAGCAGCCUUUGAACUGGCUGAUGGAGACUUUCCGUCAGUGGAUGCACCGCUGACAACACCUGAGGUUCAUGAACCACCACCACAUGAACCACUUGUUCUGCCGCUGCCCAAGAAGAGUCCAGCGCUGGCGAUCCAAGAUCAAAGAGAGUCUUUUGACCCUUCGCAACCUUCAGCACCACAUCCAGGUGAUGGUGAGAGUGCGCCUAACAAUGCGGCUGGGUGGCUCACACCGCAUGGCCUUGAUCCAUCACCGCCUCAAGCACUACCAGACCAGCCAGUUGACCUCACAGGUGAUGAUGAUGAUGGACAGCCAGACCUGUCCAGAAUAGUUCCAACGACCCCACAAGGCAUUGCAGACGAGCCCUUGCCUCAGCUUCCGGCCAAGCGGCCAUUCGAUGCUUUGAAGGCAGACGUCUCUGCCCGGAUGAACGCUCCAGGUAGCUUCGAGCUCUAUGGCUACCAGAGCGAUUUUGCAAGACCUUUUCAGAAUUUAGAAUGCUGGGCACGGCUCGACCUUUGUGUUUCACAACCUCCCCUGAGGAUCCUAGAUUGA